GGGAAGGAAGAAAUUUACCAAAGCAUUUGGAAUCUACCAUUUGUAGUUCUUUAUGCUUCGGCUUUGCUUUGUUGUUGCUGCUAAAGCAUCUCCUUUAGCAGAUCAGCUCCUCCUUCAAUGUUGCAGCUUCAUCUUGCUUGGAUUUGCUGCUUUAACACUUUUUUUUUUUGGAGCUUGGCUGAGCCUUCCCGAAGGGACUUGGAUGAGGAAGAGAGAGCCACCCGGAGUUCCCUCUUUGUGUAGCUUCAUUUCCUUUCAUUUGCUGCCACUUGUGCAACUUCAUGUGGCUGUACUUGCUGCUACUUUGCAGCCUCAUUUGCAUUUCAUUACAACCUCAUUUCAUCAACAUUUGCAGCAUAGCUUGCUGCACUUUGCUGCUACCGUGCUUUGGUGCAACCUUCCUUCUUCAUUUGCUGCCUCCUGUGCAGCUUUCCUUCCAUUUGCUGCCUCUUGUGCAGCUUUGACACCACAGCUCCAACAACUAGCUAGCUUAAGAGGUGUGUCAAGUGUAGCUGACAUUGGUUCUACUACUCCAGAUUAGUAAUGCAAACCUGUAUAUUUUAUCAAAACUAGAAUUAGGCUCCAUUAUUUUGUAAGUCUUUUGUAUCUAAUUAAGCUUUAUUAUAUCU
This is a messenger RNA of Rubroshorea leprosula, 629 nucleotides long. NCBI's taxonomy places the organism in Eukaryota, Viridiplantae, Streptophyta, Magnoliopsida, Malvales, Dipterocarpaceae. The record is from the annotation of a GenBank genome assembly.